UUCAUAGUGGUUUAACCAGAAGGUCCCAGGCAGCCAAAUUUUCAUUGCACUCGGAGAGAAACCCUAGCCACCUCCCCCUUAAACCCGCCCUCUCUCGCUCUCUGCUUCUUCUUCUCCUUGGUGGCAAUGUCUAUGGCACCCGUGCCGUCGGAUUCGAAGCCACCCACCAACGAAGUCCCGGAGACCCAAAGAUCUCCAGACGAAAAUCAGAAUGAUGCAGCGGGAGCGAGAGAGGAGGAUAAUGAAAGAGAACGCAGACAAGAAGGCGGAGGAGAAGAGGAAGGCCACAGGGAUGAGGAGGAGGAGGAGGAGGAGCAGAUGGAGUGCGGGUUCUGUUUGUUUAUGAAAGGAGGUGGCUGCAAGGAAAGCUUCAUCUCGUGGGAGAAGUGCAUCGAGGAAGCCGAGAAGAGCAAGGAGGACGUGGUUGAAAAAUGUGCCGAGGUGACUCGGGUGCUGAGGGAGUGCAUGCUUCGCCACUCUGACUACUACGAGCCCCUUCUUAGCGCCGAGAAGGCCAUGGAGGAUCAGGCGGCUCGCGAAUUGGAGCAGGAAGAAGCGGCGGCGGCUUCGGAGGAUCCCAAUUCGUCGCAGAAGAUGGAAGGGGACAAAAAGGUGGAUGCUUAGACGCCUGGUCUCCUCCGUAUCUUACUCGGCAAAAUCACGUUAGAUAAACAAUUUUUGAGAUAACAGCACUAAGAAUAAUGGGAUCGCGAUGACAGUCUUAAGUGUUUGUCAUGGCGGUUGGUGAGGUUGUAAACCACUCGAUCUGUGAAGCAAUUCAUAUGCGCGGAACAGGAAGAGAAACACUUUGGGGUUUGCCUCUUUCUUGUGAAAGAGCUCUGUUUAUACCAAUUUUUCCGAGAGAGAACUUAAUUGCUCAAGUUGUUCCCCUUACUUCAAAAUUUUAUAAAAUAAUCAAAAUAGAUGAUCGGUUCCUUUAAGUUUC
This is a messenger RNA of Nymphaea colorata (pocket water lily), 946 nucleotides long. RefSeq lists its product as uncharacterized. NCBI's taxonomy places the organism in Eukaryota, Viridiplantae, Streptophyta, Magnoliopsida, Nymphaeales, Nymphaeaceae. The transcript has a single exon. Bases 127 to 624 code for a protein of 165 amino acids. The record is from RefSeq and is a predicted model, not a curated record.